AUGGAAAAUAUUUUCCUCAAAUGGAAGCACUCGUCAGUCGAUGCCGUCUCGUUUUUCGUACAGUUGUACGCGCGGCCGGUGAAAAAUUCCUGGAAACGAAUCUCGUGGUGGUUCCUCGCGCAUAACAUCGUAACAUUCGCGAUACCGCUGUACGACUAUGAGCUGGCUCAGGCCGUUUCCGGUAGUGCAUACCACUCGAAACAUCUGCCACAGUUUACUUGUUACUUGAUAUUUAUCGUGACCAUCUGGCUUGCGCCUACCGUUGUGGGUGAGCUAAUAAAGCGACGAGAAAGAAAAUUUAUGGAGCGAAUCAACGAUAUCUCUCCUUGGUUACUGGAAGCUGAGAGUCAUUCUCUUGGUGAGGUGCAUUCUGUCAGAUCUGGGACGCAUUCCCAUGGUGAACAAGAGAUCGACUCCCUUGGCGAAGAAGACUCCUUUGGCGACACCGAAAAUGACUCCGUACCUCUGCUCGCUUCGAAUAAUGAUGACUUAAACUUAACCCUCAACCCUCGCCAAACCGCUUCCCAAUAUUCUAUCGGCUCAACUUCUGCGGAAGGUUCCGACAUCGCGCCAACACUUUCAGAGUAUACAUUCGCGUCUCGAGGCGAAGAGUUGAGAAAUUUUCUGCGGUUUUUAAAACGAAGGACGCCCGGGUUGGUGUCGCGAGGAUAUUCGUUGCAACUGAAUUUAUCGCUCAUUUCUCUCAUUGGUGGAGCUAUCUCGUUUCUCAUUAAACUGAAUAGCAUGAAUUCUGACGAUAUCGUGUAUAGAAAUUGUAACUGUACAAUGUCGUAUGCAUAG
This is a messenger RNA of Paramuricea clavata, 801 nucleotides long. Lineage: Eukaryota; Metazoa; Cnidaria; Anthozoa; Malacalcyonacea; Plexauridae. The record is from the annotation of a GenBank genome assembly.